ACCUUUGUUCAAGUAUCGGCUUGUUUUGAGUUUAUGAACAGCAUUGUGUCUCCAGUUCUAAUACAUAGGAUGUGAUUUGUAGGCACAAAUCUGACCCCUGCCAUAUUUUUUUCCUCCUGUCCUGAAUUAAGCACUCACACAGCAACAGUGGUUUCACUUGAGUGAUCCUUGAAGGACGAGAACUCUGUGGGUCACCACACUGCCCUGAGCACUACUGUUCCCAGCGCAACUCAACUCGGGGAGAGGCACACAGUAGAGCAUUAUCGGCAGCAUCAAGUGUAGCCAAUAUGGAUUUGUGCAUUUAGGAUGCGGCUGUCAGAGCAGGACAAAGGAACAACCGCCAGUCAGUUAACUACUCGCGAUCACGUUACUUGCACCAGGCCGGGAAAUCAAUAAUACAUUUACAGGCAUGUAAAGGCAGCAGACAGGCAUCUGUCAUUAGCCGCGGGGAGAAGAAAGAUGGGCAAUGGAAAGACAACCCAUCCUUUCAUUGCUCCUACAAUCGGAGCAUGAGUUGGGGGUGAAGGAGCUAGGAGAGCUUGAUAGUUUUAACAGCGAGCAAAGAACCAGCACCCCUUGUUUGCAACUUGCACGAAGCUGUUCUGGGGCUGGAGUCGAAGCUUCCUGUUUAAGGCAGAAACUAAAUCUGCAAAGGAGAAGACGACACAGGUCUGCGAGGCUAUCAGCCCUAAGAAAUAAUUUAGCUGCCAGGCACUAUUUUGAGAGCCUGUUGCUGAGCUACCGCAUUCCAAAGUCCUUUUUUUCGCUGGAGAUCAGUUACAGGACUCAGACAAUGGAGAGUAAUACAAGAGCAUAGCGUUGCCAGAAUGAGGCUUUCCUCAAGACUUGAAAGUAGAAGAUUCUGCAUGGGGGUGGUAGGGGGACUCAGGAGCUGUGAGGGGAGCACAUCACUCUUCUGAAUAAGAGAGGACUCUACACCAAGCAAGGGUGCAGCCAGUAAGUUCAAUGUUAGUGAGAGAACUAACUAACAAAGAUUCACGUCUCAAAUCCAGAAUGGAAAGAAGUCCAGCGGGUCUUUUUGGCAAAAGAGUCUGGAGAUGGGAUGCAUAAAGGGUGAUCGGAGGAGUCAGAUUAUUGGAAUCCGUGUCCACAGCACUUUCAUCUGUUCCAGGGGCCUUCAUUGACGGAGUUCAUUGGUAUUCUGGGUCAGUCAUGGAUCCGAUUCCUCUCAGUUCUUUGAGAUGUACAUUGGAAGCUUCUGAAAUUUUAAUGAAGACACCAGAUCCGAGAAAGAGGCAGCCAGUGACAGGUGUGAAUUUGCAGGGCGCACAAGCAUCUGCCUGAGCUCCUGGUUCCCUGCAGAGUCUCCGAAGCAGCUGGGCACAGAGGCCCAAUGGCAACCGGAACCUGACCCGCUUAGACUUGGAAGAGAAUCCAAAGUGGGGACUGUAAGCCCCCAGGCUUCCAAACUGCCGGGAUCUCAGGGGCUUACUUACUGUGUGACCCUCUAGCUCCUGGGAGAAGAACCUGAGAGUGAGCGGGGCUGUUGCCAGGAUGACUCAGGGAUUCUGGAAGGUCUACAAGGCCAAAGUUCUACAGACCCUUGGUGGAGAGCUGCCGGAAGAGGAACUCCAGGAUGAGAGAGAUAACCCUGAACUGAUGGAAACCACAGACUCAACCCUGCUGACAGAGGAGGGGUCAAAUCCUGUUUCUCAGCUGGCACGGCGGGUCCAGGGUGUUGGAGUCAAAGGCUGGAGAAGUGUCUCAUCUUUGUUCAGCCGGGAAGACGAACAUAAGUUGCUGGCUCCUGAGCCUUGUCCCGACCACCCACUGGCAGCCAGGCCAGAAGAGGACUCCCCUUCUGAAAAGAAGACAUCUGGCCUUUGGGACGUCUUUGCCACAAAGUGGCAGCAAACUUCAGCUCUGGAAAAGGCAGCUUCGAAGGCUGAGAGUGGAGACCAGAUGUCUGAGGGCACUGGAGCAUCGGGAGAAAUGGCGGCUGAGGAAGACAGCUGCACCAGCCUGGACAACGACCUCCGAGAAGCUGAAGGGGUGGCCUUCAAGUGGAGCUUCCUGACCAGCAAGCUGGCCGAGAUAAAGAACAAAAGUGCCUCUAAGAGCAACUAGGAAGGAACGUGAAAGAAAUGGACUUUGUGACAUAAGAGACAACCUAUUUCCAUGCAGGGCAAGCGUUUUUGGCCUCCCCGCACCCCGUUUCUCCAGGAAUCUUUGACAGAACAGUCAGAGAUGAUGUGAAAGUCCCGGGGCCAGAGCUCGGUGUUAUUUAACCCUCAAAACAUUAGGAUGCCCCAAAUGUGUGUGUCUCAUGUAUCAAACCAUAUCCAUUCCAUCUCUCCCCUUCUCUGAACAUUGCUUUCUUGAGAUAAAAAAAAUAGACAGGUUGAAGCUUCUGCCAGAGGUUUUCUGCCCAGCAAGAAAAGAGGUUGGACAGUCUCAUUGUUUUCCAGGCUUGCAUGGUUUCACGACACUCAUGUGUUUUCUAAGGAAGCUUCCUCCUCCUGAGUGCUGAUCACCCAAGCGUCCAAUCAAAGUGUGGAGGAGGCAACAGGGGAUCCUGAGUCAAAAAGGUGUGUUGGAUAGACUGAGAAGACCUGGGUUCAAAUCCCAGAUCGGCCACAGAAGCUGUGGGCAAGUGACCAUCUCUCAGUCUAACCUCCCUUGUAGAGUUCUUACGAGGACUGAAUAGGAUAGCUCCAUGCAUUUUGUCCUUGGAGGAUGACCGGUCUACAAGGGUUUUCAAUAGGAAAUAAACAAAUCCUUGCAUCAAGACCCUUCCUAAUGGGACCAGCAAUGGCGCCCCAACACUGACAGGCUGGCCUUGCAGUUGAAGAAUGGCUCUGUGGUGUUCGAAUCCCAGGAGCCCCCUCUCUUAAGCAAAAGGGCCUUAGCUCAGUGGUAGAGGACCUGCUUUGUAUGCAGAAGGUCCUGGGUUCAAAACCCACCCACCCCCGCACCCCCAGGUGGGGCUGGAAAAGAAACCUUCCUGAACUCCCAGGGAGCUGCUGCCAGUCAGUGUAGACACUACUGAACUAGGUGAGCCAAUGACCUGACUUGCUAGAAGGCAGCUUCCUAAGAUACAGGCUGCUUGGCUCCGACAUUUAGAUGGUCUGAUUUGGUAUAAAUCAGCUUCCCGUGUUCCUAGCCUAGGAGGAUCUGGCUAUCAGCCCAACUGGGCAAGAAGCAGGAGCAUAGUCUAAAAAGAGCCAGGUGAGACUGACCAGGGGCUGAUCACUGAAAACCCCAAAUGGAGACCCCUUCUCUACUGGGGCCUUACACUAGAUCAGGCAUAGGCAAACUCCAGCCCUCCAGAUGUUUGGGACUACAAUUCCCAUCAUCCCUGACCACUGGUCCUGUUAGCUAGGGAUGAUGGGAACUGUAGUCCCAAACAUCUGGAGGGCCAGAGUUUGCCUAUGCCUGCACUAGAUACACACUCGCAAUCUAGAACAGUGGAGGAUUGGGGGUGCAGAUCUUGCUACAGCUAUCAUCAUGCUCCAGUCACACAACUCAAGGCAAACUUCUAGUGAGCAACGUGCCCUGACGAGGGCUGGAAGUGCCUCCAGCCCAUCUUUCUUGGGCUUCAUCCCCUUGUGGGGAGCUAGAGCCUCCUAAAGACGGGCACGUCUUCUGCAUUCUUCUGCAUUCCACGGACUCUUGCCUGCCACACUCCCUACACCAUGGAAUGGACAAGUCAGUUUGGGCGGCACUUGGUUCCUUGAGCCUACAGGAAGGCGCCCAGGGAGAUUCAGGUUCAGCUUCUGUCAGCUGCUGAUCACCAGAGUCAGACUCAGAGCCAGGAAUGCAACGUCUUAACCAGUGACACUGCAGCUUCCAACUCAUUGUCCUGGUUACUCCUGGACUCUGGGAUUAUGACACUUAAUCCAUAGCCUGUCAACAGCCUAAGACUACCACUCACAUCAAGGAACUUAGGUUCGUUGGUUCAUCUAUCCGUCCAUCCCUAUACCACAUUUUCUCUCCUGCUAAGGUUUUCCUUUGGCAGCGGGGGUGGGGAACCUGUGGCCUUCCAGAGGUUGUUGGAAUACAGCUCCCAUAGUCCCUGACCGUUGGACAUGCUGGUUACCUGGGCUGCUGGGAGUUGGAGUCCAAGAACAUCUGGAGGACCAUGUUAGCCACUCCUGCCUUAGGGACAUGGCUUUGAAAUGACCAAUAGAUCAGUGGUAGAGCAUCAACUUUGUACACACAGAAGGACCCAGGUUCAACCCGUUUCAAAGAACCAGGUGAUGCAGGAGCGAGCUUUGCCUAAAACCUGGGAGCCACUGCCAAUCAGUGUAGACAGUACUGGAUUGGACCAGUUAAUGGCCUGAUUCAGUAUGAGGCAGUUUCAUAUGAGAACUUCCCCAAUUGCCCCAGGAGCAGAUAUUCUUCAGUUACCAAAGUUUCUUCUUUUAACUGAUGUUGUUGGACUGCAGCUCCCAUCAUUCCUGAUCAUUGACCAUGUUAGCAGGGGCUGAUGGGAGCUGGAGUCCAACAACAGCAGGAGGGCCAUGGGUUCCCCAGCCCUGUUCCAAGGGAACAGAAAGUCACCAAGGGAAGACUCAGGGUUUAUCUACACUUACCAUUCCUCCAGUCUUUCCAUGCAUGGUCUGUGCUUUAAAACUCUGUGUCUGAGCACCCUUCUUUUUGCUCCGGUGCUUUCUCUGAGAAAACCCACUCUUCAAAGCUUGGUUGGAGCAAACGCCAAUCCAUGGAAAACCCAAAUUGACAUUUGCUCUGAUUGAGCACUAAAGAGUGGCUUUUCACAGG
This is a messenger RNA of Podarcis raffonei (Aeolian wall lizard), 4743 nucleotides long. It is a transcript of the gene C8H1orf232, whose product is annotated as chromosome 8 C1orf232 homolog. Lineage: Eukaryota; Metazoa; Chordata; Lepidosauria; Squamata; Lacertidae. The transcript has 4 exons. Gene Ontology annotation, biological process: spermatogenesis. The record is from RefSeq and is a predicted model, not a curated record. The coding region runs from base 1516 to 2088 and encodes 190 amino acids.